AUGAAAGAUAUAAUAGAUGCUUGUGUUGAACUUGUCACGGUAAAUGGGCGUCCAUUCAGUAUGUUGAAUGAUUUGGGACUGCGCAAGAUAUUGGAUCCAGUUUUGAAUGGUGUAAAAAAUAGUGUUGUUAUAAAUUCAGAGUCCAUUAGAAAAUAUUUACACGAAGAAUGUGAUCAGAUAAAAAAAACAAUAAUGAAAGACAUACAUUUUAAGCUGAUAAGCUUAAAAUUAGAUGCAGUUACGAGGCUGAACAGAGCAUUCCUAGGAAUAAACAUUCAAUAUAUUGUCGAUGAUAGUAUUAUACUGAAGACGAUUGGGUUAAUAGAACUUACCGAGUCACAUACAGCAUUUUUUCUUUUAGGUAUAUAUUUGAAAGAUACAAUUUUAAAUAUCUUAAAAAAAUUUAAAAUUGACAUAAAUCAAGUAUAUACUAUUACAUCAGAUAACGGAGCAAAUAUGCUUAAAGCUAUUGAUUUAUUUAAUGACUUAGAAUUAGAAGUCGAUGAACCUGUAUAUGAGUUAAUAAAUGAUGAUAGUGAUACUAGCUCUACAUCAGAUGACAAUAAUGAUAAUAACAGUGAUCUUGAAAAUGUGUCAACUCUUAAUCCGGGUCUUGAUGAUGGAGAAAUAUCUGAUUUAUUAAAUGAAAACUUUGAUGAUGUUGAUGAACAAUAUGAAAAAACAGAAAUAAUUGUAACUGAUAUUGUUGCCCAAAAUAUUGGUGGUGAGAUUUUUACUGGUAUACGCUGUGUAGCUCAUACGCUUCAAUUAGCAGUAAUUGAUAGUCUCAAAGGUAGUACUGUUGAAAAACUAUUAAACAAGGUGAGAAUAUUAGUUAAGAAGCUAAGAAACCAAACUUACUUAUAUCUUAUUAAAAAAGAAAAAUUAAAAUCACCA
This is a messenger RNA of Myzus persicae (green peach aphid), 897 nucleotides long. RefSeq lists its product as uncharacterized. The record is from RefSeq and is a predicted model, not a curated record. NCBI's taxonomy places the organism in Eukaryota, Metazoa, Arthropoda, Insecta, Hemiptera, Aphididae. The transcript has 6 exons. The annotation marks the transcript as partial.